AUGGACACCCCAAUGGGACAGCCGGCGAUGGCUGCACCCCAAGAAGUUCGCGUAAACUUCACAACAAGCUCUCCCGAACUAAAAUUGCCAGAGGACAGCAGCAGCUUAAUAGUAGUUCCGACGGAUCUAAAGCGCUAUGGCCUAUCGCGAAUUCUUAACUCAUCUUCCAUGCUCAACACUUCCUCACCGAUACCAUUUGACUUCCUAAUAAAUGGGGAGUUUCUUCGGACAUCAUUGCAGGAAUACCUCGAGGCCCACGGCCAGAACGCCGAAGAGACAUUAACAGUUCAGUACGUGCGCAGUUUGCUCCCGCCGGUGCACCAGGCGAGCUUUGAACACAGUGACUGGAUCAGUGACGUCGACGUGCUCUCGGCCACCUCGCGCGCAGGCAUCUGGUCUGGCGACAAGCUAGCACCGAACCAGGACCGUAUCGUGUCAGCAUCGUAUGACGGAUUCUUGGAAAUCUGGGACCCCUCAGGGAAAUCUCUGGUCAAGUCUUCAGUUGGUAGUCACACCGCGAGUGCCAAAGCCGCCAAGUUUAUCUCCUCGACACAAAUCGCAUCCUCGGGCCUCGAUAGGACAGUGCGCAUAUGGAAAUACGCCGAGUCAGACGGUGGGCUGACGUGCUCGUUGAAGCCGAGCCUGGAGUUAUACGGACACAGCGCAAGCGUCGAAGCACUUGACGUCCACGGGCCUACCAGCCGCGUGCUCAGUGCCUCAGCCGAUGGCGCCAUCGGGCUCUGGACGACAUCAAAGUCUUCUGCGCCCGCAGCACCCGCCAACCUCCUUCCCGGCGCCGGCGCAUCGGAGUCUAAGAAGCGGAAACUGGCCGGUGCGUCCGCAGCAUCGCAGCGCGGGCCACUGAGCCUGAUGUCCAUCCAUAACUCGACGGCCACAGCUGUAUGUUUCGAUCCGACGGACGCGAGUGUUGCAUACUCAGCUUCGCAAGACCACACGAUCCGCACGAUCGACCUGACGACCUCCAAGGUCGAGAAUGUCAUCACCACAUCGCACCCUUUGCUCGCAUUGACGCCGCUGCAUCGGAAUCCGGGCACGGCGUCAUCCUCAGUGCUUCUUGCGGCAGCGACGGCAGCGCGCCAUAUAACACUUGUGGACCCGCGCGUGUCGGCUAGCGCAACGUCGGUGCUGACGCUCCGUGGUCACAAGAACAUGGUGUCGAGUCUCGCUGCAGGCCCCGAUAACGACUAUAGCCUUGUGUCCGGGUCCUACGACGGCACCUGUCGCAUCUGGGACCUGCGGAGCGCGCGGGCCGCGACGAAAGCCGAGGGCGGCGGCAGCGUGUCCGAGUCCGUGUACGUCAUCGAGCGCGAGAGCCUAAAAGGCUCCAAGCAGCGGAGGAUGGCGGGCGAGGUUCCGGGACGCGGCGUCAAGGUCUUCGGUAUUGCGUGGGACAAGACAUUCGGCAUCGUCAGUGGCGGCGAGGAUAAGUUGGUGCAGAUCAAUCGGGGGCAAGAUCUAUUAGCCUCCAGCUAG
Xylaria bambusicola is the source of this 1494-nucleotide messenger RNA. RefSeq names its product WD40-repeat-containing domain protein. The record is from RefSeq and is a predicted model, not a curated record. Lineage: Eukaryota; Fungi; Ascomycota; Sordariomycetes; Xylariales; Xylariaceae. Gene Ontology annotation, biological process: ribosome biogenesis. The transcript is spliced from 2 exons. Gene Ontology annotation, cellular component: preribosome, large subunit precursor. The coding region runs from base 1 to 1494 and encodes 497 amino acids. Gene Ontology annotation, molecular function: protein binding.